Messenger RNA from Penicillium pulvis, 2130 nucleotides. Its product is annotated as transcription factor protein. The transcript is spliced from 5 exons. Gene Ontology annotation, biological process: DNA-templated transcription; regulation of DNA-templated transcription. Gene Ontology annotation, cellular component: nucleus. Gene Ontology annotation, molecular function: DNA binding; DNA-binding transcription factor activity, RNA polymerase II-specific; zinc ion binding. Lineage: Eukaryota; Fungi; Ascomycota; Eurotiomycetes; Eurotiales; Aspergillaceae. The record is from RefSeq and is a predicted model, not a curated record. The coding region runs from base 1 to 2130 and encodes 709 amino acids.
AUGUCGGAGGCUAGUGGUGCUCACAAUGCCAGCUCACUGUCCCAACAAUCACCGACUGAACAUCUCGUCCAUAUGGACCGAUCACGCCCGCCCCCUGCUAGGCGUCGAGACAAACCUCAACUGAGCUGUAAUGCCUGCCGCAGACGAAAAGUUCGCUGCGACCGUCUACAUCCGUGUAGUAAUUGUUCAAGCAGAGGAGUGGGCUCAUCUUGUGCAUACACUAUCCAACCUGCAGGACCUCGGGGACCAGAUCAUGUUCAGGAUCGAGUCAACCACCUAGAAAGCCUUGUCUUGGGGUUAAUGCAAGAGACUACCUCGAGCCAAAGGGUGCCAUCUACUCCAGCAAGGAGCACGGGUGGUUCUCCAGCAACCGAGUUGCCACUCGAAGACAAUCUACCAGAAGUGGCACCAUCUCCGUCUGAUUAUGGCAGCAUCAGAAUCCAGGAGUCAGGUGUUAGCUACGUUAGCAGCUCACACUGGGCAGCAGUACUUGAUAGUAUUGCAGAGCUAAGAGAUCAUCUCGAGCAAGAUGUUAAGCUGCGUGAGACAAUCACAUACGAUCCCAAUCCACACCUCUUUCCAAGCCCGCAGCUGUUAUAUAGUGGUGGAUGUGCGCAUGUCACCAUCAAGUCUAUUCUUGAGUCAAUACCACCACGACCCGUCGUGGAUAGGUUGAUUGCGCGUUACUUUAAUGAUUUGGAUAUGGCAUCAGGCGUACCUCACACUGGCAAAUUUCUCCGAGAGUACGAAGAAUUCUGGAAAUCACCCCACGAAACACCAGUCGUGUGGAUCGGCCUCCUUUUGAGCAUGAUGUGCCUCUCAACACAAGUCCAGGAUCUCUUUCUGGACACAGCAACCCCCAAACAACCAGCGAAAACCCCAAACAAAGCAAACAUAUUCCGCGAAAAGAUAACCCAAUGUCUUAUCCUAGGCCACUACACAGAAGGAGGACCCCACGUCCUCGAAACCUUAUCCCUCUACCUGAUGACCGAAAUCUUCCCCUCAAAAGACACUGCACCAGGUAUCCGCAUUCUAGUAAGCACAAUAAUAACAAUAGCAACCCAAAUGGGCUACCACCUCGACGCAAAACACUUCUCCAACAUCUCCGCAUUCACAGCUGAAAUGCGUCGCCGAACGUGGGCAUUAAUCGUGCAAAUGGAUUUCAACAUUUCCAUGCAGAUGGGACUAGCCCGGAUAAUCAAGUCGAGUCAAAGCGAUGUGGCCGAGCCAAGAAACCUACUCGAUUCAGAUUUCGAUGAGAGUUCUUCUGUUUUACCGCCCUCCAGACCCGAAUCUGAGAAUACGCCUACGUUGUAUACAUUGGCGAAGAUUCGAUUGGUUGCUGUUGGUGCGGAAGUUGCUGAUGCGGCGACAGAGCCGAGAAUUUGUUCUUAUAAACAUGUUUUGGAGGUUGAUGAGUUGAUUGAGGGAUAUCGGGUUGCGUUGCCGGCUAGUAUGAGGUGGCGUGGACUUGAAUCUUCUCUCUCUGUUCCGGCGCAGGUCAUUAUCAAGAGUAUUUGGCUUGAAGUAUGUAUUCAGCGACUGAAGAUUAUCCUGCACAAGAGGUUCUUCGUUGCAUCUCAGUCAAGGGAGCAACAGGGGAAGUAUCCUUAUUCCCACUCUACAUGCUUGAAAGCAGCCACAAACAUACUGGAGCUGCAACACUUGAUCGAUGAAGAGACUCAGCCGGAUGGACGACUAUAUCAGAUUCGGUGGAGGGUGAGUGCAUCAUUAAUCCAUGAUUUCCUGUUGGCUACUAGCUUGCUUUGCUUCUAUCUUCAAGAUCGCGCUACAGGAGAAACGGUGGAUCAUCCUGGUGCCGAUGAAAAUGGCCAUACUGGAAUUGGUCGGAUUGAGCACCUUUUGAGAUUAUCGCAGAUUAUUUGGUUGCGAGAAAGUGAUGCUUCUCAAGAAGUCCGGAAAGCAGUUUCCGCUUUGCAUUAUGUUCUUGGGGAUCCGGAUGAAAUAGGGCAUCACGGGCUGAUCAUGACCAGUCAAUGUCCUCCAGAGAUGAUGCCUGCCGAUUUCUUGAAUCUAGAUUUCUCCUUCGCCGAUGAAGAUAUACUUGGCCAGAAAUUCUCGCAAGUGGAUGACGAGGCUUGGGACGGCGAUUGGCAGAUGGAAAUAUGA